Penicillium canariense is the source of this 201-nucleotide messenger RNA. RefSeq lists its product as uncharacterized. NCBI's taxonomy places the organism in Eukaryota, Fungi, Ascomycota, Eurotiomycetes, Eurotiales, Aspergillaceae. Bases 1 to 201 code for a protein of 66 amino acids. The transcript is spliced from 3 exons. The record is from RefSeq and is a predicted model, not a curated record.
AUGGAAGAAAUCAAGUGUGGACCAAUCCCAGACAACAACCCAGGAUGGAAGCCAACGAUUUACACCACAGCCAUCGCAGCCGGAGCCCACAAAUAUGACAUCAAAGCAGCAGACAUUCUGGCGAACCCCCCAAACCAGGCUGUGGUCCUCAAUAAGGGAAACACUGGAGUCUACGACGUCCCAGUAAACCCUCCACGCUAG